AUGCCCAUCAACAGCACUGCCCUGUCGUUGGCCAGCUUUACCUACAUCACUGUGGAGGUUGUCAUUGGGCUGUGCGCCAUAGCGGGCAAUGUGCUGGUCAUCUGGGUGGUCAAGCUGAACCCCAGCCUGCAGACCACCACCUUCUAUUUCAUUGUCUCCCUUGCCCUGGCUGACAUUGCUGUAGGGGUGCUAGUCAUGCCUUUGGCCAUUGUCGUCAGCCUGGGCAUCACAGUCCACUUCUACAGUUGCCUUUUCAUGACCUGCCUGCUGCUGAUCUUUACCCACGCCUCCAUCAUGUCCUUGCUGGCCAUCGCUGUGGACCGGUACUUGCGGGUCAAGCUUACUGUCAGAUACAAAAGGGUCACCACUCAGAGAAGAAUAUGGCUGGCCUUGGGCUUUUGCUGGUUGGUGUCAUUCCUGGUGGGAUUGACACCCAUGUUUGGCUGGAAUGUGAAACUGACCCCAGGAUACAACAGAAGUGUCACCUCCCUCUCCUGCCAAUUCCGUUCCGUCAUCAAAAUGGACUACAUGGUCUACUUCAGCUUCUUCGUCUGGAUUUUAAUCCCCCUGGUUGUCAUGUGUGUCAUCUACUUUGACAUCUUCUACAUCAUCCACAAGAAACUCAGUCAGAACUUUUCUAACUCUAAAGAGACAGGUGCAUUUUAUGGACGGGAGUUCAAGACGGCUAAGUCCCUGUUUCUGGUUCUUUUCUUGUUUGCUGUGUCCUGGCUGCCAUUAUCCAUCAUCAACUGUGUUAUCUACUUUGAUGGCGACGUACCACAAAUUGUGUUAUACUUGGGCAUCCUGCUGUCCCAUGCUAACUCCAUGAUGAACCCUAUUGUCUAUGCUUAUAAAAUAAAAAGGUUCAAGGAAACCUAUCUUUUGAUCCUCAGAUCCUGUAUGAUCUGCCAUCCCUCUAAUUCCUUUAACCCAAACAUUGAGCAGAUUUCUGAGUAGUUAUCCAUGACGGAUGAUGACUCUCUGUCUCAUUGAUCUUCAGCUUCACCAUCAACAAACACUUGAAGACCUGACCUAUCUGCCUGGGCCAAGGGCAUUUUGCAUCCUUGAUUCCUUCUGCUGAGGUGGAGAACAUUUGGCUGGUUGCCUCUUAUCAUUCCUCCUCUAUUACCUUCUUCAGUUGUUUUUUCUUGAUCUUCUUCUUUAACUCAGUUUUCUGGAGGUCUAACUUGAGGGUGAUGUAUUACUAUACUAUUGCUUAUUUGUGUCCCUCCUUCCUAAACAGAAAAAGAAAUCGUAGAGUCUGAGGGGUGCUUCAUUCACUUACCAACAAAAGACUCUAGUUGGUUUGGACACAUAUGUGAUAGUGACUCAGUUCCACGCCAGUGUGAAACAUAGCAAAGAACUUGCUCUCACAAGAUGCCUAGGAGAUGGUGUGAACAGAAGGAGUAAACUGGGUUUAAGGGAGACUUAAACUGCUGAACUUACCUGUGAAUGUACUUGAGUAAAUAAAAGAUG
Molecule: messenger RNA, 1476 nt
Organism: Otolemur garnettii (small-eared galago)
Lineage: Eukaryota; Metazoa; Chordata; Mammalia; Primates; Galagidae
Gene: ADORA3
Product: adenosine A3 receptor
Exons: 2
Coding region: 1-957 (318 amino acids)
Biological process (GO): G protein-coupled adenosine receptor signaling pathway
Cellular component (GO): plasma membrane; synapse; dendrite
Molecular function (GO): G protein-coupled adenosine receptor activity
Source: RefSeq, a predicted model, not a curated record